AUGGGAAGGGAAGCACGGGCGAUGUUGGCGCAAGUGGCAGCCGAUUACGUGGAGGCUGUUAACCUAGACUUUAUCGCACAAGUAUUCUGCUGGUACACCUCCUUCUCCAUCCGCCGGGUACCCAUGAUGGAUGUUGUUUCGAUGGAGUUAUCUUCCACCAUUUUUGUCUGCACAAAUUAUUCGGCCACCAUUAGCCUCCUGAACAUCAGUGAUAAUGACGACGAUGAUGACUAUGAUGACGAUGACAAGGACGACGAUGAUAAAGAUGAGGACAAUGACGAUGAUGAUGAUGAGGACGAUGACGAUGACGAUGAGGACGACUACUUUGACUUAGUCGUCGACGAUGACAACUUCGACUUAGUCGUGGACGAUGACUAUCGUACCUACUUCGACAGUGGUUCCAGGCCAGCAUUUGCAACGGCGGUGGAGGGCCUCAAGAUGGUCACGGCUGAGGAAUCGGACUCUUGUUCCAUAUGUCUGGAGGAUUUUGGGAUGACGGCUCCAGUGUUGGCGAUGCUUUGCGGCCAUCUCUUUCAUCCGGGAUGUCUAAAGAAAUGGCUGGAGCAGAGUUGUUCAUGCCCUCUCUGCCGCUUCUCGCUUCCUCAAGAACAGUGGUAG
This is a messenger RNA of Zingiber officinale, 618 nucleotides long. Its product is annotated as calsequestrin-2-like. Gene Ontology annotation, molecular function: ubiquitin protein ligase activity. Gene Ontology annotation, cellular component: cytoplasm. Gene Ontology annotation, biological process: protein ubiquitination. NCBI's taxonomy places the organism in Eukaryota, Viridiplantae, Streptophyta, Magnoliopsida, Zingiberales, Zingiberaceae. Bases 1 to 618 code for a protein of 205 amino acids. The record is from RefSeq and is a predicted model, not a curated record. The transcript has a single exon.